This is a messenger RNA of Colletotrichum graminicola M1.001, 5319 nucleotides long. RefSeq names its product S1 RNA binding domain-containing protein. Gene Ontology annotation, cellular component: small-subunit processome; nucleolus. Gene Ontology annotation, biological process: rRNA processing. Gene Ontology annotation, molecular function: RNA binding; protein binding. The transcript is spliced from 3 exons. The coding region runs from base 1 to 5319 and encodes 1772 amino acids. The record is from RefSeq and is a predicted model, not a curated record. NCBI's taxonomy places the organism in Eukaryota, Fungi, Ascomycota, Sordariomycetes, Glomerellales, Glomerellaceae.
AUGAGUUCACUUAAGCGAAAGGAUGCCCCCGGGGGCACUCCUCCAUCCAAAGCAGCAAAGGCCUCCAAGGUGUCCCGGCCCUCGAAGCGCGACGCUCCCAUAAAGGAAAAGAAGACGGCGACCGAGGACGCUCCCGCGCCGAGGCCUCCCGCCGUCUCGGCCUUGCUCAAGGAUGAAGAGCCUCUGUUCCCCCGUGGCGGCGGAAGCGUCCUUACACCUCUCGAACAGAAGAAGAUCACCAUCGAGGCCAAGGCCGAUGCAGCCAAGGAGGAGGCCGAGGCGUUCGACACCAACGUCAAGGGCAAGGCAAAGAAGGAGAAGAGACGGAAAGCAAAGGAAACCAAGGACCUGAAGCCCGCAAGAGACGAGGACGCCGUCAAGAUUGAGGGUCUUAACUUCAAGCGACUGGUAAAGGGCUCUCUGGUGCUCGGCCAAAUCACCCACAUCGACUCCGUCCAGCUUACAGUUGCCCUGCCCAACAACCUCACAGGGCACGUGUCAAUCGCCUCGAUCUCGGACACAAUCAAUUCGAAACUCGAGAAGGAUGUGGAUGCCGCCGACGAGGAGAGCGACGACGACGACGGCGACGACGAUGAGGAAAUCGACUUGCAGACCAUGUUCAAAGUCGGCCAGUACGUCCGCGCACACGUAUUGUCGACCGCAGAAGAAUCGGGCUCCGGCAAGGCGAAACGCCGGAUCGAACUUUCGCUCCGACCUGCCGACGCCAACAGUGGAAUCACCGGCGAUGAUAUCGUUGCAUACACUACGCUCAUGGCCUCCAUCGCCAGUGUCCAGGACCACGGUUACGAGAUGGAUCUGGGCAUCGACGGAGAUCUGAAGGGUUUCCUUGCCAAGAAGGAAGUCGGUCCGGAUAUGGACGAGGCUAGCCUGCGGCCGGGUGCCGUCUGCCUCUGUGUUGUGAAGAGCGUGACUGGCAUUGUCGUCCAGUUGUCGACGGACCCCCUCAAGCUGGGCAACACGUCGCUUGUGGCUUCGACCGCCCCCACGAUCAACUCUUUCUUGCCUGGAUCUCUGGCCGAUGUUCUGCUUACCGAAGUCACCUCGAGAGGCCUGCAGGGCAAGCUCCUUGGUCAUCUGCCUGUCACCGCCGACCUGAUCCACUCCGGCGUCGGUCCUGACGGGGUUGACCUCGAGGCCAAGUAUACCGUGGGCAGCAGAGUCAAGGCGAGAAUCAUCUGCAACUUCCCGGCCGCAAGAGAGCCUAAGCUGGGUAUCUCCCUGCUGCCCCAUAUCGUCAACCUGCAGCCAAAGUCAUCGGGCAAGGGCAGCAGAGCCAAGGCCCCUCUUGACCUGCUCCCCAUUGCCUCCUUUGUCGAGAAGUGCACGGUCCGUAAAGUUGAGCCCGAAAUUGGUCUCUACGUCGACGCUGGCGUUCCCGGUAUUUCUGGUUUCGUGCACAUUUCUCGUGUCAAGGAUGGCAAGGUUGAUGCGCUCUACGAGACCAGCGGCCCCUACAAGGUCGGCUCUGAGCAUCGCGGCAGAGUUGUUGGUUAUAACUCGUUGGAUGGCAUGUUCCUGCUGUCCUUCCAGCAGCAAGUGCUUGACCAGCCCUUCAUCCGCCUCGAGGAUGUCCCCGUCGGAGAAGUUGUUUCGGGCAAGGUCGAGAAGGUUAUUAUCGGCGAGAACGGCGUUAGCGGACUCAUUGUCAAGUUGGCCGAGGGCAUCAGCGGCUACGUCCACGAUUCCCAUCUUGCCGACGUCAAGCUUCAGCACCCGGAAAAGAAGUUCAGAGAGGGAAUCACCGUCAAGGCGAGAGUCCUCUCAGUACGCCCUCGUAAGCGCCAGCUCCGUCUGACGCUAAAGAAGACCCUCGUCAACUCCGAUGCUCCAAUCGUCAAGAACUACGACGAGGUCGAGGUUGGCAUGCAAACGCCUGGAACCAUCACGAGUUUCACUGCAGGCGGUGCUCAGCUCGAAUUCUUCGGAGGUAUACGGGGCUUCCUCCCCGUGUCUCAGAUGAGCGAGGCCUACAUCAAGGAUCCCAGAGAGCACUUCCGUAUUGGCCAGGCAGUCAGUGUCCAUGUGCUUGAUGUGAAUCCCGAGGAGCGCAGGAUGGUCGUUUCUUGCAAGGACCCUUCGGCCUUUGGUCUGGAUAAGCAAGCUGCGCUCAAGGCGCUGAAGGUUGGCGAUAUUGUCUCUGCCAAAGUCAGCCAGAAGACGGAAGACGAAGUCUUUGUUGACCUCGAGGAGAGCGGCCUCAAGGCCAUCAUCCGCACAGGCCAUCUGUCAGACAAGUCUGCUAGCAAGACUCAGGCUGCCUGGAAGCGCAUCAACGUCGGAAACACUCUGUCCGAGCUCGUGGUACUUGACAAGAACGAACGCCGUCGUGCCGUCAUCCUCUCCCAGAAGCCUAGCUUCGUCGAGGCCGGCAAGAACGGCAAGCUUCUCUCCAAUGCCGAGGAUGCUACCGUCGGCACUGUUGCCCCGGCUUACGUCCGUGAGAUCGGUCCCUACGCCGUCUACGUCCAGUUCGGUGGCAGCCUCACUGCUAUUUUGCCCAAGACCAAGUUGCCCAAGGAUGCGCAGGAGAAGGAGGCGUUCGGCAUGCGCAAGCACCAGAGCAUCGAAGUCAAGAUCGUGUCUUCUAAACCGGAGCAAAACCGCAUCAUUGUUGCCCCUGCGUCUGCCGAUGAGCCCGAGCCAGUUGCGGCCGAGUCUGCGGUGAACUCGGUGGACGAUAGCAUCAAAACCAUCAACGAUGUUGCUCUCGGCACGAUACUAAACGCCAAGGUCACCUCCGUUAAGGAUACUCAGCUGAAUGUCAAGGUCGCCGACAACAUCCAGGGCCGUAUCGAUGUUUCGCAAUUCUAUGACAAGUGGGACGACAUCACGAACCGCAAGAACCCUCUGCAAAAGGUGAAGGCAAACGAGAUCAUCCGCGUCCGCGCCAUCGGUAUUCACGAUUCCAAAAACUACCGCUUCCUGCCGUUUUCUCAUCGCUCUUCGCAUUCUCUCAUUGAGUUCACCGCCAAGAAGAGCGACCUCGAGGCCAAGGAAGUCGAGUUGCUCUCGUAUGACAAGAUUGAGGUCGGCUCAUCUCACGUCGCAUUCGUCAACAACCACGGUAAGAACUGCUUGUGGGUCAACCUGUCCCCUUCUGUCCGUGGCAGAAUCAGCAUCAUGGACGUUUCGGACGACUUGUCCCUCGCUGGAAACCUUGAGAAGCACUUCCCCGUUGGGUCUGCUCUCAAGGUCCGCGUCUUGUCCGUUGAUGCCGAAAAGGGACACCUGGACCUCUCUUCUCGUUCUUCCACAGGCUCUACCGAGGUUACCUGGGAUUCUCUGAAGAAGAACGUAGCGCUUCCUGGCAGGGUCACCAAGGUGACCGAUCGUUCUGUCAUGGUCAAACUCGGCGACUCUGUUUCUGGUCCUGUCCACCUGGUCGAUCUCAGCGACAACUACGAUGAAGCAAACACUCUCAAGUACAACAAGGGCGAGAUCAUCCGAGUAUCGGUUGUCGAGGUAGACAAGAGCAACAAGAGGCUCAGACUCUCUACCCGCCCGUCUCGGAUUCUUAGCUCCACCUCGCCUGUUGUCGACCGCGAGAUCACCAAGCUCUCUCAGAUCUCCUCUGGUGACAUAAUCAGGGGCUUCGUCAAGAACGUCACUGACAAGGGCGUCUUUGUGCAGCUCGGAGGUACCGUCUCCGCUCUGGUAAAGAUCAGCAACCUCUCGGACCGCUACAUCAAGGACUGGAAGGGCAACUUCCAGGUCGAUCAACUGGUCAAGGGCCGUGUCAUCAACGUCGACGCCGCGAUCAACCAGGUGGAGCUUAGUCUCAAGGCUUCCGUUGUCGAGAACGAUUACACGCCCCCCGUAACUUAUAAGGACAUGAAAGAGGGUCAGAUCGUCACCGGCAAGGUCCGCAAGGUUGAGGAGUUUGGCGCCUUUAUUGUCGUCGAUAACUCGCUCAACGUUAGUGGCCUGUGCCAUCGCAGUGAGAUGGCCGAGAAGCCCGUGGAGGACGCUCGCAGGCUUUACAGUGAGGGCGACGUGGUGAAGGCCAAGGUCCUUUCUGUGGACGACGAGAAGAGACGUAUUACAUUCAGCCUCAGGCCCAGUCACUUUGACGAGGACAGCGAUAUGGAGGACGUUAAUGGAGGUGCUGAACUCGACAGCGACGAAGACUCUGAUAUUGAGAUGGGAGAUGGCGGCGUCCAGCUUACGAUCAGCGGAACAGACAACAUUGACGACUCGGACGAGGAGGACGAGUCGGCAGAGGAGGACGAAGAUGACAGCGACGCUGAGAUGGACGAGGUCGACACAGCUACUGGCAAGGGCCUCAGUGGUGGCAAGUACGACUGGACAGGCGACGCAUUCGACGACGAAUCAGACAACGAGUCAACAGGCAAGUCAAAGAAGUCGAAGGCGACGGGGAAGAAGGAAAAGAAGAAGAGCGGAAUCCAGGUCGAUCGCACGGCCGACCUCGACGCUCACGGGCCCCAGACGGCUACCGACUACGAGCGUCUUCUAUUGGGAGAGCCUGACUCGUCUCAGUUGUGGAUUGAGUACAUGGCCCUGCAGAUGAAGAUCAGCGAGCUGGCCAAGGCACGUGAAGUCGCCGAGCGCGCCAUCAAGACCAUCAACAUCCGCGAGCAGACGGAGAAGCUCAACGUCUGGAUUGCGUACCUCAACUUGGAGGUCGCUUACGGCACCAAGGCGUCGACUGAGGAGGUUUUCAAGCGUGCUUGCCAGUACAACGAUGAACAAGAGGUUCACGAGCGCCUGGCUAGCAUUUACAUCCAGUGCGGAAAGCUCAAGCAAGCGGAUGAUGUGUUCCAGUCACUGGUGGCCAAGUUCAAGUCAAAGUCACCCAAGGUGUGGGAGAACUACGCCCACUUCUUGCACGUGACGAUGAACGAGCCGGACCGGGCGCGCGCUCUUCUGCCUCGCGCAACUCAGGCGUUGGAGGAGCGCCACACGGCACAGCUGAUGGCCAGUUUCGGCGCCCUCGAGUUCAAGUCGCCCAACGGCGAUGCAGAGCGUGGCCGCACAACGUUCGAGACGAUCCUCGCCACGUGGCCGAAGCGAUUCGACCUGUGGAACCAGCUUGCUGACCUCGAGAUCUCGGCGGCCGAACCGGACACCACGGCAAUCAGGGAUGUCUUUGAGAGAGGCACCAAGGCCAAGGGCCUCAAGCCCAAGAAGGCGAUGAAGUGGUUCAAGCGGUGGGCCGAGUGGGAGCAGAAGCUGAGCCCGAAGGGCCGGGACAAGGUGAUGGCCAAGGCUCAAGAGUGGGUUGCGGCGGCCAAGGCCAAGAAGGGCGCAGCGGCCGAAGCGGAUGACGACGAGGAGUAA